Pelodiscus sinensis (Chinese soft-shelled turtle) is the source of this 1594-nucleotide messenger RNA. NCBI's taxonomy places the organism in Eukaryota, Metazoa, Chordata, Testudines, Trionychidae. The record is from RefSeq and is a predicted model, not a curated record.
UUUGCGAUUCUUUUAUUUUUUCCUCCAGAAGAAUGCCUGUGCUGAAUGGGAGGCAUCUUUGCCAUUUCCGCUGGGCUCAAUCCAUAUUGAAAUUUAAGUUUGAAAAGGAGUACACUUGCCCCCGAUGCGAGUCUGGCUUUAUUGAAGAAGUGACAGAUGAUUCCAGUUUUCUAGAUGGUAGUGGCAGCGGAAUAGACGACAGUCCAUCCACACAAUUUGCAGAGUUUUGGGACCACUUGGACCACACGAUGUUAUUCCCAGAGUUCAGACCGUUUCUGAGCAGCAGCUCGCUGGAGCAAGACAGCAGAGACAACGAAAGGGGCCAUCAAGCGCAUGCGGAUCUCUGGGGACCGAGCAGGCCCCCACGGCUGCCCAUGACAAGGAGGUACAGAUCCCGGGGCAGCUCCCGCCCGGAUAGGUCUCCGGCUAUUGAAGGAAUAAUACAGCAGAUCUUUGCAGGGUUUUUUGCAAACUCCACAAUUCCAAGCUCUCAGCAUCCGUUCUCCUGGAGUGGAAUGCUGCACUCCAAUCCGGGCGAUUAUGCUUGGGGACAGAGUGGCCUUGAUGCUAUUGUGACCCAGCUCUUGGGACAGUUGGAAAACACAGGACCGCCUCCAGCUGACAAAGAGAAGAUCACCUCUCUUCCAACCGUGACAGUAACUCAGGAACAAGUUGAUACGGGUUUGGAGUGCCCCGUGUGUAAAGAAGACUAUACAGUAGCAGAGCAGGUUCGGCAGUUACCAUGCAAUCACUUCUUCCACAGCAGCUGCAUCGUGCCAUGGUUAGAACUGCACGACACGUGUCCGGUCUGCAGGAAGAGCUUAAACGGCGAGGACUCCACUCGGCAAACACAGAACCCGGAGGCCUCCGCAAGUAACAGCUUUAGCAGUGAAAGCCAAUUACACGAUCGAUGGACUUUCUGAAGCUUGAUGGCUUCCCAGGGGCUUUGCCCGUAGUAUUCUUACUACAGUUGUAAAUUGUAUUAUAAUUAAAACCAACAAAAAAAGAAGAGUAGCAGGAAAUAUAGGGCCGGGGAAGGAAACCUCCCCUCCAUGAUAUUACUGCAAUGAGUGCUGUCCCUUCCAAAACUUAAACUAGCAUCUCCGAGCGAAUAGCAUCUCCAUCAGAAUUGUCUCCGUUGUCCUGAAUUCAGAAUCUUUGAGUGAUGGUUUGAUUUUUAUACUUGUGAAAUCUUAAGUAACGUGGUUCUUUCAAAAUGUGUAAGGAAGGGUUUCCAACUUGACGGGCACUUUGCAAGUCCUGCGUUCUAUUGUGCAGCCUUCCGAGGUGAGGUGGAAACCCCCUCCUCCCCCAUUGUUCCUAGAUAAAAGCCAUGGAGAGGUUUGGGGUUGAGGUGGGGUCAGGAUUUCUCCCUCUUGGUAAUGUAUUUGAUCAGAUGGGAGCAGCUGCUAAGGUAUGUGAAUGAGAUUUUUGACACAUCUCCCUCCUCCUCUUCCGCGCCCCUAAAGCGGAGUAAAAUCGAAUCCAUCAGUGUUUACCUCUUCUCUUGAAUUCAAGUGAAAUAUGCCCUGGGUUACUCAAGGGGGUGCGAGUGAGAAUUUAUAAGAUCAAAAGGAAUGAAGAGUCCAAAAAU